Boleophthalmus pectinirostris (great blue-spotted mudskipper) is the source of this 1534-nucleotide messenger RNA. It is a transcript of the gene acaa1, whose product is annotated as acetyl-CoA acyltransferase 1. The record is from RefSeq and is a predicted model, not a curated record. Bases 124 to 1458 code for a protein of 444 amino acids. Gene Ontology annotation, biological process: fatty acid beta-oxidation; phenylacetate catabolic process. NCBI's taxonomy places the organism in Eukaryota, Metazoa, Chordata, Actinopteri, Gobiiformes, Gobiidae. The transcript is spliced from 11 exons. Gene Ontology annotation, molecular function: acetyl-CoA C-acyltransferase activity. Gene Ontology annotation, cellular component: peroxisome.
CUCCGUCCUCUUUAUGUAAACAAAGCGAAGUCCACUUCCGCCUCGAUCCCGGUUCUGGUCCCUCUGUCCUCUGUCCUCUUGUGUCCCUGUGUCCUCCUGGUCCCCGCCGCGUCUCCGUGGGACAUGCACCGUCUCCAGGUCCUCUCGGGACACCUCCGUCCUCCGGGACAGUCCCCGGGUCCCGCCGCAGACGUGUCCGGCCUCAGGAGCUCCGUGUGCGGCGCCGCGGGACGCGACGGUCCCGAUGAUGUGGUGAUCGUCCACGGACGAAGGACCGCGAUCGGGAAAGCCAAGAGAGGCUCCUUCAAGGACACGACUCCAGAUGAGCUCCUCAGCGCCGUCAUGAAAGCCGUCGUCUCAGACCUCAACCUGAGUCCAGACCAACUCGGAGACGUCUGCGUGGGAAACGUGCUUCAGCCUGGAGCUGGAGCCGUCAUGGCCCGAGUCGCCCACUUCCUCAGUGGUUUUCCGGAGCAGGUUCCUGUUUACACUGUGAACCGUCAGUGUUCCUCAGGUCUGCAGGCGGUGCUCAACAUCGCAGGAGCUGUCCAGAGUGGAGUUGUGGAUCUGGGUUUGGCCUGUGGAGUGGAGAGCAUGUCCCUCAGGUCCAUGACCAACCCCGGAGACCUGAGCUCCAGAGUCUCAGACGUGGACAAGGCCCGAGACUGUCUCAUUCCCAUGGGGAUCACGUCUGAAAACGUUGCUCAGGAGUUUGGGAUCUCACGAGAAAAACAAGACGCCUUCGCCCUCAGAUCCCACCAGAGAGCCGCGCGGGCCCAGAGUCAGGGCCUGUUUAAGGAGGAGAUAGUCCCGGUCCAGACCAGGAUCGUGGACGAGUCCGGAGCUGAGACUCAGGUCCUGGUCUCUGAGGACGAGGGGAUUCGACCCAGUACCACCAUGGAGGGACUGUCCAGACUGAGACCGGCCUUCAGCCCCGAGGGGUCCACCACCGCCGGUAACAGUUCUCAGGUGAGCGAUGGCGCGGCCGUGGUUCUCGUGGGUCGUCGUUCGUCGGUGGAGGUUCUGGGUUUGCCGGUUCUCGCGGUGCUUCGCUCCAGCGCCGUCGUGGGCGUCCCUCCUCACCUCAUGGGCAUCGGACCUGCCCAGGCCAUCCCUGUCGCUCUGGAGAGGGCAGGUCGUGUUCUGUGUGGAGAAACUGGGCGUCCCUCAGGACAAAGUGAAUCCAAACGGCGGCGCCAUCGCUCUGGGUCACCCGCUGGGCUGCACCGGGGUUCGCCAGCUCGUCACCCUCCUGCACGAACUGCGCCGCCGCCGCAAACGGGCCUUCGGGGUCGUGUCCAUGUGCAUCGGGACGGGGAUGGGAGCAGCCGCCGUCUUCGAGUAUCCGGGACCCUGAACCAGGACCAGACCAGGACCCGGAGCAGGACCCGGAGCAGGACCCGGAGCAGGACCCGGAGCAGGACCAAGAGCCGGGGCCAUAAUCCAGGACCAACCUGAGUCCAGACUCUGGGACUCUUCUCAUUAUCACUGUGAUUCACGAAUAAAAUAGAUUUUGUUCAACGAUUCUUUAAAA